This is a messenger RNA of Triplophysa dalaica, 4196 nucleotides long. RefSeq names its product c2cd2 like (gene c2cd2l). The record is from RefSeq and is a predicted model, not a curated record. The transcript is spliced from 15 exons. Gene Ontology annotation, molecular function: phosphatidylinositol binding; phosphatidylinositol transfer activity. Gene Ontology annotation, cellular component: cytoplasmic side of apical plasma membrane. NCBI's taxonomy places the organism in Eukaryota, Metazoa, Chordata, Actinopteri, Cypriniformes, Nemacheilidae. The coding region runs from base 378 to 2495 and encodes 705 amino acids. Gene Ontology annotation, biological process: positive regulation of insulin secretion involved in cellular response to glucose stimulus.
CCGCGGUCGGUGUGUGUUGCUACACUAUUUGACAGCUCGUCUGUUUUGUUCCUGCGCAUUACCAUUACAGUCCGUCCUACACCGACAUUAGGAGGACACAUUUUCUCUUGGGUUGACUCUAAAUGGAUUGUUUUAUUUAGUACCCUGAAGAUUGACCAAAGGGAGGCCAUCAACUCCGGUGUAAUGGCAGAAGAUGCUCGGACCUGAACACUGGUGUUGGGAUUACGAAGAUAUGAUGUAGUAAUGGAGCUGGUGAUCUGUAGCUUGCGUUAACAACGAUCACCGUGCUGUCUUGCUGUUACAUUCAAUCGCCUUCGUGAGUCAAGAUUUUCCACCCUUCUUUAAAAAUGAGACUAAAGUGAUCAGCGAUUAGGGAGAUGUUGACUUUCAAGGACGUCAGCUGGCUGGUUCAGGUGGCGCUCUUCUGCGGGUCGUUGUUGGUCGUGCUAGCCUGGCUGGUUCAGUUCUCACUGACCUUGGUUCGACCUAGGUGGCGCACCAAAGUCCCGGGUAAGAGGGAGACCCCCUGGCAGUUGCCCCUGAGUCUCACCCACCAGACCCUGACGGGUGGCGUCUGGGGUUCCCUCCUAAGGCUGAGGCUUGGUCGAGAUGGGGCGGGAAGUGACACCGAAGCGGGUGUCAAAGGUCUUUUGUCAUCGCUCUUUGCGUUCAAGUCUUUCAGGGAGCACUGGCAGAGAGCCUGGGUGCGAGCACUCAACGAACAGGCAUGCAGGCAAGGGAGCUCGAUUCAAAUCACCUUUGAUGACAACCUUCAACUCCCAACAUCAGCAUCCAUUGACCACGUGACUUGUACAAACCAGUCAACACACAGCAUGGUCCUACAGUGCAAUUGUUCGCUUGACACCAUAACGUUCCCAGUGACUGUCACUCAGCAGUCACCUGCAAACGUUUCCAUGGAUACUUACCAGAUCACGAUGGAGCCCAUGGUGGCUCAGCUGCAGGUCUGUCUUGAGGAAGUCGAGGAAGAGGGUCUCCUUGUGUCCUGGACUUUUUCCAAGCAGCCUCAGCUUUCUAUAACCGUGACGCCACGCCAAAGAGUCCAGAAAGAGGGCUCUGACAGAACGGUGGACAGAGAUAUGAUUGCCGCGUUGGUGGAGGACACACUGUACACUACACACCCUGCGAUGAUCCUCAACCUUAGAGCCUGUGUAUCAAGUCCAGCGUUUCCCAGGGAGAAGCAGCUCGGUGGUCUGAACUCUCCGUCUCCAAACUCGCUUGUAAAAAGGAUCAUGGUACAUCAACUCAGAGCAACCAAUGUCAAGAAAGGAUGUCAGACUCAUGCUGGAGAGCUUUGUUGUGUUCUGAGUCUGGACACUUCCUCCAUUGAACAGAGAACAGGCUUCCUUACUCCUUCCUCUAGUACUGGAGCAGUCCUAAACUGGACUGAUGAUAUUACACUGGAAUUAGCACCAGACACCAAAGAACUCAAAGUGAGGCUUGUGGAGAAAAACAGCAAGGGAGAGCAGUUUUUGCCUGGUCAUGCUUCCUUACCACUGGAUCUCUCAAAAAAAAUACCCAACGGACAACACAAGCUGUCUAUUACUCCAGGUCACGGUUUAGCUCCAACUGCUGUGGUAACAUUAGAGCUGUUAUGUGUGGAGUUGAGUGAUUUGCGAUUUAGUCAGAACGCCACUCCUCUGCGUUCCUCUGUCACACCAUCAAAGAAGGUGGAUGUGGACCGCACCAUCAUGCCCGAUGGCACAAUUGUCACCACUGUGACCACCAUCCAAUCACGGCUAAAAGUUGACCGCAAACUAGGAGACUCUCCGUCUCGGUCUCCAUCAAAGGUGGAGGUGACAGAAAAGGCUCCCACCGUGCUGACUAACUCCAGUGCCUGUCCCACCCCAAGCAAAGGCAGACUCCCCAAUGGGCUGGAUGCCGUAGCAGAAACAGCCAUUCGGCAACUAACCGAGUCGGCCAGCAAGGUUCCCAAGAAGACGCCUACUAAACGCAGCACUCUCAUCAUAUCCGGGGUAUCAAAGGUACCCAUUACAGAGGAUGACUCAGCGGUAUCAGUGGGCUAUGCUGCAGCCAUGGACGCGGCCCUACAGAGGGCGCAGUCUCCCAGCGGAAACCCAAACAACCACGGAGCUGGCCCGCAUCAGGAGGCAGAAGAAACCACACCGUCUGAUGCGUCAGAACGGCCCUCUGUGGAUGAUGCAGAGUCAGAGACGGGGUCAACCGGAGCGCUUGAGACACGCAGCCUCAAAGACCACAAAGUGGGAUUCCUCCGUAGUGGCACCAAGUUACUGUUCCGCAGAAAGCACAGGGAGAAAGACCCCAGUUUAAGUCAGUCCCACGAAGAUGUGUCCAACCUGGGCAAUGACUCAUCCACAGCAUCUUGUUCCUCCACCAGCCGUAAGAAGUCUGGAAGCUUCUCUCGUCGCCUCAUCAAACGCUUUUCGUUUCGCUCAUCCAAGACAAAGGGCAAAUCUGCCACAGCCAAUGGAGGAACCAACACAACAGACAAAUAAUGGAGAAACAAAAAAAUACUGAAAGGGCAAAAGAGAUGGUGCAGGCACCAGUCAAAUUAAAGUGAAAUUGGAGUUAUUUAUGUUAUGCUUAUACUUAUUCUCCACUCUCCAUUCAGUCUAGAAUGAAAGCAUACUUCAGACCACAUUGUCCCAAGACAAAUGUGCUUUAUUGUUUCUAUGCCUGGAACGACAUCCCCCAUCUAUGCUUUUCCGGAUGGAAAACUCCGCAAAAUGUGAACAUUGAAAAGGUUUGGCAAUUCAUGAUUGUCGGGCUGACUGAUAUGAUAAAAGGCUGCUUUUUGGAUGAAUUAAGGACGAACAAACCCGAGAAACCUAAAAUGGACGGGGGUGUCAUGCGGUUAUUGAGCACAAGGGGGCGAUAGAGAUCAAGGACUAUUGAUGCCCUCAUCCCUGUUGCUAGCUGUUUUUUUUCUUAUUUAUUUCGUUUUAUCAGUUGCACUUUGGAUCAUAAUCGGAUUGUUUACAACGCCAGGGGGAACGGUUUCGUAGUUUUUAUCAUGUUUGUGUAUCGUUUACUGUUAUCGGCACUGACUUAUUUCUCCGGAGAACGUUAGUUGUGUUGCGAGUGUCUUUUACAGACAUGCUGUGAGCUUUGUUCUCGUUUCGCUUUUGCAGUUGAAGACGAGAUAUGUUUUCAAGUAGAAGUAAGUUUGACUUGAAUUGUGGUUUAUAGCUGGAAUACAUUACAAGACUUUUAAAAUCAGAACAGAUUUUUUUAAGCUAGACACCAACACUUACAGACUUUUUGAAAGUUUUCGACAGAAACACACUUAACUGAUCAAAAUCUUCAGACUGGCACAGACUUUCUGCAACAAGUCCAGAAUGAAAAUCUGGGACAAACUGAGCAAAUGUCUUGAAGUGUAUUUUAGCCUUUAACGUUAAUAUGUUUAUAAAGACGUUUCUAUAUGUUUAACACAAAAUGAAACGGUUGUAAGUAUAGGCAUAUCUCAUUAAAUUGUAUUUUAGUUGUAACAUAGAACCCUUACGACAAAAAGGAAACAUUACAAGAACACUACAUGUGUGUAUAUUUAAAAAAGAAUCGAACAAAUAUUGUAAAUCUACAAGUUCUUGAAGCACGUCAGGCCUGCAGUGGAAAGUGCUAAUUUCAGGGUCCACGUGAAAACAAACCUCAGGGGACAUUUUAAAAGGUUAAAAAAUCACCUUAUUUUUUCAGAUCGGGGUUACUGAGCUAAAUAAGCGUUUUCCCAAUAAUAUAACGUUAAGGUACCACAUUAAAAUGGUUUUCAUUUUGUUGCAAUAAACUGAUCAGUAGGAAUUCGCGAAUCAGCGUGUGCUCACUUUAAAAUAGGAAAUGAUUAUUGUAUUCUUCGUAAUGCCACAGAUGGGAUUUAUUAUAAUAUCGAGCUGGAUAUUUUAGUUUUUGUUAAGGAUUGCUACAUUAAGGAAACUUACCUCCCCUUUCCCUUAGAAUGUUGUUUUAUCAAACUUUUAAGUAAUACGAGCUCUGGAAAAAAGGUUUUCAAGUUACCCCAGUUUAACUACUGCAGUCUGUGUACCCCCUGGAGUAUAAAGCCUCAAUAAUAAUACAAUACUACCAUAAUGUUAUGAUAAAGAGAAUAAGCUUUAAUGACGACUGUAGACCUUCCAAGCAAAUCAGAGCUUUGUAUUAUUGUGGUUUAUUUGAUGUUUAAUUUAUUCUGAAUAAAUUUUGAAAAUCCA